Messenger RNA from Parasteatoda tepidariorum (common house spider), 1659 nucleotides. RefSeq lists its product as uncharacterized. The record is from RefSeq and is a predicted model, not a curated record. NCBI's taxonomy places the organism in Eukaryota, Metazoa, Arthropoda, Arachnida, Araneae, Theridiidae.
AAUCACAAGUUCACUUUCUUCGUGUGCCUUAAUUUCAAGGGUAGUGAAAGUGACAAAAAAACAGAAUACAAAACCCAUGGGCGGUCACCUUCAUGUUGGCCAUGAAAAUGUCAACCCACAUGGAGUAUAUAUGCUAUGACAAUGAUUAUCACAUGGUUGAGUAAUGAAAUACUAAUAUUACAAAGAUGCUUCGAAUGAUAGGCAUUUUGCUGGUAUCCUCUCUUUUUCACACCAUCUACGCCCAGGAGCAGGCCGAACAUAGAAACUUCCAAUACCAGUCAGCAAUAGAUCCUCUAACAGGUCGUUAUAAUUUCGCUUACGACACUGGAAACGACAAUAACAUUGCCCAUUCCAUGCACAUGCAGUAUCAAGACGCAGAUGGCAUGGUUAGAGGAAGAUAUGGUUACACUGAUCCAAGAGGAAAGUUGAGGAUGGUAGAGUACGAAGCAGGACCUGAUGGUUUUAUAGCCAGAGGAGAUGUUGGUGUAGACAUGGCUUUACAUGACAACACUCCAGUAGUAAGCUCAGAGAGUCCAAUCUCAUCUUACAGAGAAGGAGAUUUUCUUCUGGAUCCUGCUCCUGUGCAGAUGGCUGGUUGGGAUCCAGAAGGAAAUCCUAUGGGUACAAAUGUCGCAGGUAAUCCACAAAAUGUUGAAACUGCUACGAGUGCACCUGAAUCGGAAAAUGCGGAUGUAUCCUAUAUAAACCCUUUUGACAGGAGUCUUUUUCCUGGAUUUCCAUCAUUAAAUGUUACGAGUAACAAUCCUAUUACUGUCAACGAUCCUAGUUCUGCUGGUUAUGAUGAACGAUAUCCGAGAAUAUUGUACUCAGCGGUCGAAUCUCCUGAUGAACCUCAGACUGAAAGUGAAGCUUAUAGAAGUGUUGAUAAUCAGCCGAUGAAUUAUAAUCAAAACAGCAACUUGAAUAUCAACAAUAUAGAUGUCAAUCCUGAGGAAAUCCGUAAAGCAGCUGGAAGUGAUACAGUUCAAAAUACUGCUGAAGCUAGUAGUAAUACAGUAUCUGAAAGAGUACAGAGACAAGUAAGCACUCCGGUCAAAGUGACUACUUCUGAUGGUAGAAGAUUAUUCUACAGGGAUAGUCAUAGUAUGGAACCACAUGAACAUUACUACUAUGGGCCAAAUCACGAUCACGAUUCCGAAACUAGGUACUAUUAUCGUCCUAGACAGACCCACGAUCACGACUCAGAAAGACGAUACUAUCGAACUUAUUAUCGUCCGCGACAAACUCAUGAUCAUGAUAAUGAAAGAAGAUAUUACAGAACUUAUUAUCGCCCUAGACAAACCCAUGAUCAUGAUGCUGAACGAAGAUAUAGACAAACUCAUGAUCAUGAUGCUGAAAGGUAUAAUUAUUACCGGAAAGUCUACAGAAAUGGUAGAACGUUGUAUAUUGAUAGACAUAGCAAGGUACCUCAUGCUCAUACUUCAGAUGCUUAUCAAAAUGAUCAAGAUCAUCAACAUUCUGAUGUUCACCUGUAUGCAAGAUAUAGGAAUUCCGAAUAUCCAGCUACAGCCAAACCUAGGCAAUUGCAAUAUAUUCCAUCUGACCGGUACCACGACAAGGAUUAUUAUUGGACAUAUUCAUAAGGUUUAUGAGAUUUCGCUCAUGUACAUUGAAAUAUUUUUGUUCGUCUAAUAUGUU